AGUCCUUAGUGCUGCAACAAAGUAUAAGAAGACACUUCUCCCAUUUUCAUACUCUCAGUCUUAGCUGCAUAAAUCGCGGCCGAACUUGCAUAUCCGACCCAGUGGUCCAAGAAGCGAUAUUACGCGUCAAAGCUCACAAGUUCCCCAAAUGCUAGCUUUGCUGGCCUUCAUUUUCUUUGGCCGCGUUCUCGCAAGUCCGGCAGCUACAACGUGCUUGAAAAACGUGGCCUUCCAUCACAUACUGGUAUUGCACUUUCUUCAGCACAUCCCGGCAGAUAUCGGAAAUGGUAACGCAGUGUGUGAAUGGACCUGCAAGAGCUUCUCGAAAGAGAUCUAUUCGUGGCAUGUUGGCUCACGAUUUCUGUCCAACUGCGGAGUGCAUAAUUUCGAUGAAAAGGAUCCCUCAUAUGCGUCCAGGGUGGAGACGAACGCUUUCCCGUGGUACGGUACACAAAACUGUUUAUGCUCCAUGGAAAGUUAUAUUCCAAAGCUCCGAGAUCCUCCAGCAACCAAGUGGUGUCGUCUGACCGAAAUCGAAACCCGGAUUGGUGCGAUAUGGAAAGCAGCAGAAGGCAAAAGGCAUAAUGUGAGCGGCUACUCUACACUUCCUGGGGUUGAUGGAUCGCAUGAUGGCUCAUCGACGACAUUCCAUUACCAAAUUUUGAAGGACUCUGUGGCCACGCUGGGUAUCGACAUCCCUCCGGGGUCUAUCCCUUGUUGAGGGCCAUCAUCGUUGGAGUAGGAUGAAAUUGCUCUCAUUCUUCAAGGCACCACUCGAAAGCAGUGGCAAUAAGUGUGAGCUCGAAAUUCAGGAUAUUCAAUUGUGUCGCGAUAACUUGCUAUUUCCCUUUACACCCAUCUGAACCUUGAACUGAUUUUAAUCGAGAUUGGCG
This is a messenger RNA of Protomyces lactucae-debilis, 893 nucleotides long. RefSeq lists its product as uncharacterized. The transcript has a single exon. The record is from RefSeq and is a predicted model, not a curated record. The coding region runs from base 149 to 721 and encodes 190 amino acids. NCBI's taxonomy places the organism in Eukaryota, Fungi, Ascomycota, Taphrinomycetes, Taphrinales, Protomycetaceae.